Lytechinus variegatus (green sea urchin) is the source of this 4011-nucleotide messenger RNA. RefSeq names its product PCNA-interacting partner-like. Gene Ontology annotation, biological process: negative regulation of double-strand break repair via homologous recombination. Bases 143 to 2233 code for a protein of 696 amino acids. The transcript is spliced from 11 exons. NCBI's taxonomy places the organism in Eukaryota, Metazoa, Echinodermata, Echinoidea, Temnopleuroida, Toxopneustidae. Gene Ontology annotation, cellular component: chromatin. The record is from RefSeq and is a predicted model, not a curated record.
AUAUAUAGGCUUUCUUUUCAAGCCAGUGAUCUGGCGGGAAAGUGACCAGAAUGAACUCCGGAGAAGCCAGGAACCAAUAUUGAUAUUUUGGAUAGCAGGCCCGGAUAGCAGAUUCUCGUUUACAAGCUGUGUCAUUCUUGAAAUGAUGGACCUUAAAGAAGCCAUUUCGUCAUCACCUGAUGAUAUCCUAGUGAUGGGUAACCAUGGAAAUCAGUCGCAUGACACAAUCCUACGACAUCUCAAUUCUGUCUCAUGUGACCUACAGCUAUCAGAUCACAUGGACGUCCACCUGCUUGGUAGCCGGACCAAGUCAUCAGGAUACCCCAAGCUUUGUACCUUAGCACAGCAUUUCAUAGAGCGAUACAGACAUCAUGGACUGGCAGCUAAUGACAGACAGACUGUUCUCUCACAUUCUAGCCAUCUACUCAUGGUACAACUCUGCUUGGCUGAACGCAGUAAACAGAAACAUGACCUCUUUGAAGUAGACAUGAGUGAGGUGCUCCUCACAUCAAGAGAACUUCUCCAACAGAAGCUCUCCACCAAUCAGCUCUCUUGCACACCCAAGCCAACCAAUGAUAGUUCAUCUACAACUCCAGAGUCACACCCACUUAUGAAUAUGUAUGAAGGUAUGCUGAAGAGAUGUAACAUGGUAGACAUGGUGGAUGUAUGGAGGGAGGUGAGGAAGGCGGAGUCAAAGAGAAGAGAAGAAGAGACUAAUGGAUCAUUGGCUGAAUCUAAAACAAAGUUUGUGAUACUUCAUCCUCCUCAAGGUGACAUUGAGUGCACAAUGCUUUCCAGUUUGUCAGGAAAUGAAAGACCAUCCACCAUCACAGCUUUGACCUUUGACCCUUCAUCACCUUCAACAGACGAAGAGGGAUGUGAGGAUGUGAUGAGAUUAGAGGUAUCAACCGAGAGACUGAGCUGGGAUCAAGGAAUGAGUGCAUUGCAUGAUUUUCAGUCAGCAUCCACUCCCAGUGCCAGAAGCCCCACUGAGACCUUCUGUCGUCAACUGUUCCUGUCUCACUUGGCCUUACUGAUCAACACAAGAGAUGAACUGUCUCUGGCUCAUUGUCUUAGUCUACCUGAUAAAGGUCUGGGGAUUGAAGGCUUCACAGCGCUACGGAAGGCUGCCCAGGAGAAAAACAUGCCCAUGUUUCAGACCAUGGUGUCUUUCAUCAUGAAACUCCGUCUCGGUGGAAAGAGCUACGCCCCGGACCUCUCUUCCCCUCUCGGAGAGUAUGUAAAGCCAAUGGGGGACUUUGUCAACCUUAUACAGAAGAUGCAGACGCUUACUGAAGAAACUAAAGACCCAAGAGAGGCGAUCAAGAAGAUUCUUCAUACCAUCAAGAUAUCCAUUCUGAAAUCCAGUGAGAAUGUCCUCAAAGCUGGGAGUCUUGAGAAAGCUGUAGCUGAUCUCACCAGAGAGACAGACUAUCUCAUCAUCAACUAUACAGAAGAGAAAACACCAAAGAAAAUUGUUGGACAGGGAAGGGUCAUCUAUGGUCAGAAGACCAUCUAUGUCAUCCGGAAUCUCGUUGACCGGCAGAGUGGUGCUUACAUGUCCAAGCUUGCUCAGACACAGCUACUGACCGAUACUGUAUGUAGUCAGAAGACACCGGUCAAACUACCAAGUGUUAUCUCUCAGUUCAGAACUCCUGAUGUUGAAUGUGAUCCUGACUCACCAGAGAAUGUUUCUCUUAGAGAAAGACUGAGAAAAAGUCUGGGAGGGGACGAAGAAGCAUCAAAGACCCCUCAAGUGCAUGGUUCAAAAUCUUUCAUGAUAUGGGCGGAGCCUGUCGUCAAAAUCACGUCUAUCAAUGGCUCGCCACCAGCCAAUCAGAAACCUGAUGCUCAGAUCCAAGCCAAUCAGAACAAAGGACUGUGGGCAGACUCUCCUGAUGACCGAUCGCUUGCUCACAAGAAACGACUGAGUGGUCUGACCCCAGACUUGAUUGACAGUAUAGUGUCAACGCCCAAACGCAAGACGCAUCUUAUUGUCGAGUCGGUAGAUGAGACAGAGAACACGACUGAUGAUGGCAAAGUGAAGGAUGUCAAGAAGAAGAAUAAGAAAAAUAAAGAGAUGAGUAAAAAGAGGCUGAUUUUGAAUGAACUAAACGCAGAUGACUCUCAGCCUGCCAAGAAAGCUAAGAAAGCUGAACCAAAGCCGAAGAAAAAGAAAACUGUUCAGCUAGUCAAAGGACAGCAAACGCUGAAUCGUUUCUUCAGGGUUUGAUGAUAAAUAGUCUGCAAUUUCGAAAAUAUGUGUGCAAUUCUUAUCAGUUAUAGUAAGCAAGACCUUGAGAGCAUUUCAUCAACAUUUUCACUUUCUUUAAUUUAGAUUGGCUGGGAAACACUGGUACUAUUUAACUGUCGGAUAAAACAGGACUUGUCGGAUAACAUGUCUGACAAGUCUUUUCAUGAAACGCUCAGGGGCCAUUUCAUAAAGGUGUUCAUUGGUCACAAAUGAUGGUAUGCAAGACUUUGUUCCCCUCUUUUUGUGAAAAAUAAUUUCCCCCAAAUUACCAUUGAUGUUGAUUCAGCUCACAAGAUAGGGUCAUCAGUUAUAGGUAAGUUUCUCGUAAAAGCUUUAUGAAACACCUACCUGGUGGCCAUUUCAUAAUGUUAUAUAUAUUCUCAUGUGGCUGACUUAGCUUUUUAGAACAUGCGGAAAUUUGGUCGUAACUUUAUGAACAGCUUCAUGAAACAUCCAUCUGGAUGGUGUUGUAUGAAGCUGAUCAUAAUUUACACAAGACUUGUGACCCUUUCUUGUGCUAAAUCAGGUUUGAAAAAAAAUUUGUAUUCCUAUUUGAAGCUAAAGUUGAAAUCUUAACUUAUACAUGUAGAUUAAAUUUUUUUUUAAACAAGCAUAGAAUAACAGAUAUUUCUCUCCCAUUAUGUAAACAAAAAUUUGGACUGGAUUUAGCACAAGAAAGGAUUACCAGUUAUGGGUAAAGUCAAUGCUGCGUAAUGUCAUGAAACAGCAACAGUUUUAAUCUUUCCUCAAUAAAAGUACAUACAUGUACGUUUCUUUAUUACUCAUAUUUUUGUAUUGGUGGGCGUGGUUCCUGUUUCAUAGAGAGCUAGAAUUAUUGUAACUUAUCAUGGCAGCUACCAUGGCAACGGCUCAGCUGCCAAAAACAAUCAAGGUUACCAUGGUAGUUGCAAUAAUGGAGAAGUUGAAAUAGUUGUAACUCUUUAAUGAAAUGGGCCCCUGGACAUCAUGGUAUAAAUCUCAAGUGCAAAGGGUGUACUCAAAGCAAUGGGGUCUUUUAAUUUGCAUGUUAACAUAGUGUUUGGUUAUUUAGUGUCAUUAUUGCAGUUAAGGUAAUUUUGUGUAUAUAAAUCAGAGCCAGGAUUUCCUCAUCCACAUUGAGAAUGUUUCGAUUUCUGGAUUAUAAAGAACAACCUUUUUUUUUUCAAACGUGUCUACAGUUGUAUAUGCCUUGAAAAGUAUUUGAGAAAACAAAGCUGCCAGUUUUUAUGAUUAUAUGAAAAUGCAAUCUUUUAUUCAUCCUCGAUGUAUCAAAUGUUGGGUUUUAAUCUUGGAUUUUACUAACCUUGCUCCAGUUUAAAAUAUCAAUCUACACUGUUAAAACAAAUGCUUACAAAUAUAAUUCAAUGCAUGUUCAUUGUGAUGUACAUGUAAACUAUACCAAAUGAAGCCAGUAGAGGGCAGUAUACAGGUAUUCAAUUCAAUCUUUAUUGCAACCGUAUACUAGGUUGGAUUAUGUACAAAUAAAAAUGGUUACAAAAAUUUAUAUAUCAAAAUUGAAUGAACAUCAUAUUAAAGAGUAUCUUAAAUUAUCUAUACGUGAAAACAAAUAAAAAAAUUAUGAUACAUUUAAAAGGAGAAACACAUACACAGACGUACAUAAAAUCAAGAAAUAAUGUCCUAAAUUGCACGCCCAUUACAAUGCCAUUAACUCAGUCCAGACAAAAACAAGAAUCUGAACAAAACAGAAAUCAUCAUUGCAAAUUAUAUAAGCACCAGUGAAUAAAACUAUUUUUAUA